This is a messenger RNA of Oncorhynchus nerka (sockeye salmon), 1916 nucleotides long. RefSeq lists its product as uncharacterized. The transcript is spliced from 10 exons. The record is from RefSeq and is a predicted model, not a curated record. Bases 58 to 1488 code for a protein of 476 amino acids. Lineage: Eukaryota; Metazoa; Chordata; Actinopteri; Salmoniformes; Salmonidae.
ACCUAGAGCAGAUGCUUCCACAUCCACACAGAAGAGAGACUGUUUGCUCCUUCAAAGAUGCUUGUCUGUCGAUACCAUCUCUCACUUUGGAUAUUUCUUCUGCUCAUCUGUUAUCUACAACUUUGGGUUACAGUAUCCUCAGACCUCCUCCCAGUCCUCCCCCCAACACCCUCCCUCACCCAGUCCUCCUCUGUAGAAAACACCAGCCUGGGGGCUGUGGUCCUGGUCUGUCGGGCCCCUGAGGGCCCUGGAGGGACCCUGUUCAGACUCCACCGGGUUAAAAAGCUGGUGGACACCAUGACUUUCCCCAGUGAGAGACAGGAGGCCCAGUUCACAGUGAGAGUGAGGGAGGAUUCAGCCCGGGAGGUUCUAUACUGCUGCCUGUAUCAGAACAGCCAGGGGAUGUACAGCCCAUACAGCCACUAUCUGACUCUGAAACAACAAGGUGUAGCUUCUCCUAGAACUCCCCCUCCUCCUCCUCCUCCCCCCCCUCUCCUCCCACCCAUCCUCUCAGUUGAUCCCCCAGGUGGUCAGGUGAAGCACGGCCAGACGUUAUCCUUCCACUGCUCCCCCCCUCCUCCUCACUCCCAGCAGAGCCCGAAACCAGAAGCCUUCCUACUGCUGAGGACAGCUAAAGUGACUGGACACUCCAUGGGGAGCUCCAUGGUCCACCCCCAGGCCUCCCUGGUGUCCCACUCCACAGCCCAGACCGGGGCCUUCCACCUGGGGCCUGUGAGGGGAGGCGAGGGGGGGUCCUACACCUGCCUCUACCAGGUUACAGUGCCUCGUCAGGGACCGGCUAAUUCAACCGCCAGUCAUCCAGUUCUUGUCACGGUCACAGAGCUGUUGCCGGUGCCCUCUCUCUCUCUCCAGAGCCAGGCUGGGGAGUGGGCCUUGGUGUGUACUGGCUCACCUGCCUUCCCUGGUGCCCGCUUCUCUCUAUACCGCCUGGGAAGUACCUUCCCUGAUGCCACCCGUAGUGCCCCCGCUACCCGACAUCGUGCCCUUUUUGCUCUCUCAUCCCUGCCUGCCCAGGACGGCCCGUUGUCGGACCAGUACCAGUGCCAAUACAGUUCCCUGCUGGGAGCAGAGUGGAGCCACUCAGAGAGAAGUGCACUGCAGGAUGUGCCUAGAGUCAUAGAAAAGACCACCAUCUCCCCUUCCUCCUCACCAGGGCUGACUGGAGUGGACUGGCCUCUGGUGUUGGGAUAUCUUUCUGUUGUGGUUCUGUUCUUCAUUGUACUGGUGGGUGUGGGUGUGGCGGUGCAGAGGAAAGUAAAGGUAAUGGGGGAAGAAAAGCGUAAAAGGGAGGGGGCUCUUCUAUGGGCCAAGCUUCAUUCCGGGGACCAUGUUCUUGACCUGACUCUCAAACGUGUCAGCAUUACCUCUCAGGAAUGGGGUAACGACGACAGAGCAGCAGAGACAGCCUUCAGCAGGUCCCCUCCAUGGAGAACUCUCUCUACAUUUGGCAACACACCAUCCUCCUGACCUCUUUCACCUCUCUCUCGUUCCCUCUAUUCUCACUCGCUCGCUCUCUCUCUCUCUAUUCCUUUUUCUGUCCAUCUUCUUAUGUCUCUCUCCCUGACCCUUCUCAUCUCCAUACAGUACUUCGCUUCAUGCUCCCUGUCCUUUCUGAUCUCUCGUUCUCUCUGUCACCUUUCCUUUCCCUCUCCAACCUUCUCUCUCUUUCCAUCUCUAUCCCUCUCUUCUCUCUCCCUGAACCCUUUCCCUCUCUUUCCAUCUCUAUCCCUCUCUUCUCUCUCCCUGAACCCUUUCCCUCUCUAUCCCUCUCUUCUCUCUCCCUGAACCCUUUCCCUCUCUAUCCCUCUCUUCUCUCUCCCUGAACCCUUUCCCUCUCUAUCCCUCUCUUCUCUCUCCCUGAACCCUUUCCCUCUCUAUCCCUCUCUUCUCUCUCC